AUGAUAUUAAAGGGGGUGAGAGGAGAUGAUAUUAAAGGGGGUGGGAAGGCAGCGGUGUUUGCUGGGAAGGCAGCAGUAUUCCAAGGUUUGUGUGGAAAUAGAAGGAAAUUGGGAGGAAAAAAAAACCACACCGGCCCUGUCACCCCCGUUCUCUCUUCCAGGUGUGUGCACCUCCGCCAUCAAGGUGGCCUCGGCCAGGCUGCCUUCCCCCAAGAGCCUGGUGGGAACGUCCGCCCAGAUCCUGGCCCAGCUUCCCAAGCAGCAGCUGACUUCAUCGGCCGCCCAGACUCCCGCCCAGCCACCCCCAACCCCCCAGCCGUCUCCGCUGCCCCCCACCAUUAAGCCCACCAUCCAGAUCAAGCAAGAAUCAGGUGUCAAAAUCAUCACUCAACAGGUGCAGCCCAGCAAAAUCCUCCCCAAGCCCGUCACCGCGACUCUGCCCAGCAGCAGCAAUUCUCCCAUCAUGGUGGUGAGCAGCAACGGGACCAUCAUGACCACCAAACUGGUCACAGCUCCUGCGGGGACUCAAGCAACGUACACCCGUCCAACCAUGAGCCCUUCCUUAGGGGCACGGGUGACGGGCACACCUGGUGCAGCCACCUACGUGAAGACCACCAGCGGCAGCAUCAUCACGGUCGUCCCCAAAUCCCUCGCCACCCUGGGGGGCAAGAUCAUUAGCAGCAACCUCGUUUCUGGUAACUCCUUGAUGAAGACCUAUUUUCAGCAAAAAGGAACCACCACCAAGAUCACGACCAUCCCGGUGACGUCCAAGCCCAACGUCAUAGUUGUGCAGAAAACGGCGGGAAAGGGCACCACCAUCCAAGGCCUACCGGGCAAAAAUGUCGUCACAACGUUGCUAAACGCAGGGGGAGAGAAAACCAUCCAAGCCGUUCCAGCCGGUGCAAAACCCGCCAUCAUCACUGCCACCCGGCCCAUUACGAAAAUGAUCGUCACGCAGCCGAAAGGGCUGAGCUCUGGUGUCCAGCCAGCGACCAAAAUUAUCCCCACCAAAAUUGUAUACGGACAGCAAGGAAAAACUCAGGUCCUCAUCAAGCCCAAGCCGGUGACCUUCCAGGCCACGGUGGUCAGCGAGCAGGCGAGGCAGCUGGUGACGGAGACCCUUCAACAGGCUUCCCGCGUGAUGGAGACCGGGAACGCGUUCCUGCCAGAGGUGAAGGAGGAACCCCAAGUGUACACCGACAGCAGUUCCUCUUCCGUGGAGUCCAUCCAGAGUUCCCAAGAUUCCCAGCCCGUGGUCCACGUCAUUGCUUCCCGAAGCCAGGAUUGGUCAGAACACGAAAUCGCUGUGGAUUCCAGUCCCACCAUCAUCUAUCAAGAUGUCUCGGGCGAAUCUCACUCUGCAACAUCAACCAUUAAAGCCUUGUUGGAACUCCAGCAGACCACAGUCAAAGAGAAGUUAGAAACCAAGCCCCGGCAGGCCACCAUCGACUUGAGCCAAAUGGCCGUCCCCAUCCAGAUGACCCAAGAGAAGCAGCAUUCUCCCGACAGCCCCUCCAUUGCCGUGGUGGAAUCGGAGCUGGUGGCAGAAUACAUCACCACGGAUUCUGGAAGGAUUCACUGUGUUCCUUCGCAUUCAGAGGAAUAUCUUCAGAACCACAUUGUAAGCCACCGGUCCCAGUCCCACCAGCCCUCCUCCGAGCCCCAGCGGACCUUGCUUCAACAUGUAGCCCAAUCCCAGACGGCGACACAGACCUCGGUUGUGGUGAAGUCCAUCCCCACCUCUUCGGCAGGCGCCAUCACGCACUUCAUGCAGCAGGCCUUGAGCAGCCACACGGCUUUCACCAAACACAGCGAGCAGCUGGGCGCCGAGGAGGGGGAAGUGGAAGACACGCUGGACCCCCAGACGGGACUCUUCUACCGGUCGGCCCUGACCCAGGUGCAGAAGCAGCAGAAGUUCGGCCAGCCCCAGCUGGAGCAGACCCAGCUCCAAGUCAAGACCUUGCAGUGCUUCCAAGCCAAGCAGAAGCAGACCAUCCACCUGCAAACGGAGCAGUUGGCCGCCAAGCUGCCCCAGCUGCCUCAGCUCUCCAUCCGGCACCAGAAGCUAGCGCCUCUCCAGCAGGAUUUGGCCCCCGCCAAACUGGACUCCCAGCAGGCCGGCAGUGGGGCCGUCCCCCGCGAGCGGCAGCUGCCCACCUUGGUCGCCCAGCCCCAACAGACGGUGGUUCAGGUGCUGGCGGUCAAGACCGCCCAGCAGCUGCCGAAGCUUCAGCAGGCCCCCACGGCCCAGAAGAUCUACGUCCAGCCCCAAAGCCAGCUGCAGCUCUCUGGAGCGCCCGAGAAGCAGCCCACGGGCCAGGUGCACCAGCCCAUAAUAACCCAAGGAUCGUCUGUUACCAAGAUCACCUUCGAAGGGCAUCAGCCCCCCACAGUCUCCAAGGUGACCCCUCCCCUCCCGCCCCUCUUCCCCAGCCAGGUGGCUGCCAAGUCCGCGAUGGCAGACAUUUUGAAGAUGUCCAUGAUGGAGGCCCAGAUCGAGCCCAGCACCGGAGGGGACGCGGCGCAUAAGACCUGCCCCCCGGCCCACCCUCCUGGCGUGGCCGAAGCGAACCCCCCCUCUGUGCUGAAGGCAGCUCCGGGAGGGGCGCCCACCCUGGGAGCGGCGUCCGUGUUGCAGCAGGUGAAAACCUUGGACUCGCACUCGGGCCCUCUCGGCACGGGGCUGCCUCUUCAGGAGCGGAAGCCGAACCCCCCGGCUCCCGCCAGCCAGUUCAUCCGCAUCCAGAACGUGGCUCCUCCAAAAGCCGAGGAACUGGCGGCCGAAAUCCUGAUCCAGACGAUCCCGCAGUAUUCGGUCGCCUGCCAUUCCACCUCCAACGUGGUGGUCGAACCCAGCGGUCUUCUGGAGAUGAACAACUUCACCAGUCAACGCCUGGACGAGGAAGACACCGUCAUGGAGCAGGACAUGGACAGCAGCAACGAAGACGGGACGGAGCCCAGCCCGAUGCAGACUUCGGAACAGACCUAGUGCAUUUUUGGAAACUGGGGGUGCACAUUUAGGCAACCACCGAGGGCCUCGGCCGUCGGUGUCCUGGAAGCUCUUAAUAUCAGUCGUAAGAAGCACUUUGCCUCUCCGAGGUCUUUGCGCAGGCUGAACGCCAGCUUGUUAAAAAAAAAAAGAAAAAGACGACAGUAUUGGCGAGACCAGGAUCGCGAAACGGUUUGGGUGAGCGAGGCGUCACGUCCGGUCUGGGGAAACCCGACGACAGUGGAAUGUAUUUUCGUUGGACGCAAGAAAGCAAAGAGACAUGCAGUGAUAUUUUUUAAAAAAAUUUUUUAAUUAUUAUUAUUUUUCCUCUCCAUUAUGGUAUAUUGAAGUUUCGUUUGCUACGACGUUCUGGAUUUUCUAUUGAAAUAUUGUGGCAGUUUUUUUGGGGGGGGGGUGUUUCGUGUGUGUUUUUUUUAAAGCCACCAAACUAACCUUCCCUACUUACUCUCCCAAAGCCACAAAGCGGAGCCCGAGUUUGCCGUUGAACGGGUUUUUGGCACAGAUUUUGUUUUAACGCAGUGUUUCUCAACCUUGACAAUUUUAAGGCAUGUGGACUUCAACUCCCAGAAUGCUGGCUGUGGAAUUCUGGGAGUUGAAGUCCACAUGCCUUAAAAUUGUCAAGGUUGAGAAACACUGUUUUAAAGGCUAGCUGGAUUCUCAAAUCAAUCGAGGGAGCGUGCUCUUAGGGCAGUGUUUCUCAACCUUGACAAUUUUAAGGCCUGUGGACUUCAACUCCCAGAAUUCCACAGCCAGCAUUGCUGGCUGUGGAAUUCUGGGAGUUGAAGUCCACAUACCUUAAAAUUGUCAAGGUUGAGAAACACUGUCUUAGGGAGAGAGUAAGAAUCAGAGAAAGAAGCUGUUUCUCUUUUUUUUCUUUCAAAGUAAAUUUUGAAAUAUUAGCCUUUAAAACAAAAGCGAAGCUAAUUUCGAAAUAUUAAUCUUUAAAACGAGCUGAAGUAAACUUCAAAAUAUUAGUCUUUAAAACAAAACACACAGUCUCAAAACUAGACGCCACACGGUGAUGAUGAUGCUUCUCUUCCCCUUAAUUUUCACAGGUUAAUUUUUUUUUCUUUUGACGAACCAUAGAUGAAACAUUUCACAAAGCCCCAUAUUAAACCUUGCUUUUAUUUAUCUAGAAUAUUUCAAUUUCCCACUCCUGGUCUUGUGUAACAGAGCCAGGACCUGUUCAGUAUCUUUUUUUCAUAUUUAAACUGUGAAACAAGAAUUGGUCUAAGAUUGGACAUCCAAGAUUAGAAUUUGGGUGCGAGCAUAAAUAUUCGGACUCGGCUUUCUUUCUUUAAAGGCAUUUUUUUUUAAAAAAAGGAAAGAAAGAAAGAAAAACCACACAAUUUUUCAUACAAUUAUGCGGGAGGCUUUAAAAAUGUACAGUGGUCUUUUAAUAAUUUUGUUUGACUCUGUUGAAAGGGAUCCUCCUUCGAACGAAUAGUUUUAGUUUGCCCAGGAAAUACGUUGGGGUUUUACCAUGACUAAAAAUAAGUCCAGAUUAAAAAGAAACAAGAAAAAAAACCCCAAAUCUUAAUAAUGAAGACACCGCUUUUAUACAUGUGUGUGCGUAUGUGUGUUUGUUUGUGUGCGAGAGAGAGAGAGAGAGAGAGAAUGUGUAUGUCUAUCCACACAGAGAAACUGUACAUAGGAAGUUUUUAACUCUUUUGUAUAGAUUACAUUAUAAAUAAGCAUUUUACAAUUUUGGAAGUAUCUUGUAUAUAACGGCCCUUCGGUUGAAUUGCUGUUUUGUUUUUCGGUUCGGUUCGGAUCUUCUUCGUUCCGUUUGGGUUUUUUAUUUUGUUUUUCCCCGGUGCUGAUAAUACUACUUUUAAGCAGGCGCUCCUCGAAAGCUCUAAGACGAUUUUGUGUCGAUAUUUUUAUAUUGUGAUUUUAGUGUUUUGUAUAAUUAAACCACCCAGUAGACAGAAUUCGCCACUGGCUGAAGUUUUGAAACCCAAAA
Messenger RNA from Crotalus tigris (Tiger rattlesnake), 4976 nucleotides. It is a transcript of the gene EMSY, whose product is annotated as EMSY transcriptional repressor, BRCA2 interacting. The transcript has 14 exons. Gene Ontology annotation, biological process: regulation of DNA-templated transcription. The record is from RefSeq and is a predicted model, not a curated record. Lineage: Eukaryota; Metazoa; Chordata; Lepidosauria; Squamata; Viperidae. Gene Ontology annotation, cellular component: nucleoplasm. Bases 26 to 2989 code for a protein of 987 amino acids.